GACCCAGAACGCGGAAAAACCAACGAAACAUCCUCGGAGCAGGCCGCGCGCCCGCCGGCGGAAGCGACGAGUCGACGACGACCGCGCCGGCACGUACUCACAAACCCGCCCCGCCGGCCACCCGCGCCUUCCCCGCCCCUGACGCCCUCCCAACGAAAUGACCUCCCGGAGACAUUUAUAAACUCCCCCCGCGCGCGCUCCCUUCCACGCCACCACUUCGCGCGCCCGACUUCUCGCCUCACCUCUCCCCUCCCCUCCCCCCGCACUCCACGCAAGCCAGAGCACGCGCACGCAACCGAUCAACGGCGCCAAACAAAACGGCACGCGACGAUCAGCGAGGGCCGCGAGGAGGCAGCAGCAGCAGAGGGAUUGGAAUCGGAUGGUGUUCAGCGGCGCGUGGCUGGUGGCGGCGGCGCGGGUGCCGGCGGAGCUGUGCCAGGGGCCGCCGCGGCCGGGCCAGCGGCGGCGGCUGCGGGCCGACGAGGUGCUGCGCGCGCUGCUCACGCCGCCCGCGCGGGAGCUGGAGCGCCUGGCCGAGUGCCUCUACGUCUUCUUCUGCCUGCCGCUGCCGGAGCCGGACCAGUACUACGUGCCGGCGUCCGGGCGCGGGGGCUGGAUGGCGCGCCGGCCGCCCGGCGCCGUGCUGUACAGCUACCGGAGGUCCCUCUCGCUCUCCUCCGACGGCGGCUCGUCGUCGUCCACGUGGAUGGGCGGCUCCGACGAGGAGGGGCUGUAUUACUCGGACGACUAGGAAAGCCGUGAUGUGCAUGUGUAGCGAUCGUCGUGUCGGGCUUGUGUUAGCUAGGCGGUGCUGCCGUUUUGUCCGUUCCAUUCUUUGUAGUAACUCUAUAAACGCUGUACAUAUUGGCUUGGUUGGUUGGCUCCAGCGAGAAAUCAAGACGGUUUUUCA
Messenger RNA from Triticum aestivum (bread wheat), 910 nucleotides. RefSeq lists its product as uncharacterized. Lineage: Eukaryota; Viridiplantae; Streptophyta; Magnoliopsida; Poales; Poaceae. The coding region runs from base 380 to 751 and encodes 123 amino acids. The record is from RefSeq and is a predicted model, not a curated record. The transcript has a single exon.